Arctia plantaginis is the source of this 762-nucleotide messenger RNA. NCBI's taxonomy places the organism in Eukaryota, Metazoa, Arthropoda, Insecta, Lepidoptera, Erebidae. The record is from the annotation of a GenBank genome assembly.
AUGGGAAAUAAAAAAAAUCAAAAAACCAAACAAUCAUGUUUGAAGAAGAAAAACAUCGCGAAGAAAAUAUGUUCAAAAAUCACUCGAAGUGAGAAGGGCUUAUUUCUACGAACAAAAAGCACAGAAGAACAACAGCCGUGUGACGAUACCUCUAACAGGACUCGCGUAUCUUUUAUAACAUUAGAGCCUGUUGAUUUGCCACCUUCUGCAACUAAGUCGUCGAUACCGUCAACUGUUGUACACUUACAAGAUGUUCCUAACGCUACGUUAUCUGCGCCAGAACCAGUUGUUGAUUCUGAAGCCAACAUAGAACCUGAUGAAAACAAUGAUGGGUUAAUUAUUGAAAAGGACAACAAAGAAGAUAAUUUCCAACCCAUAUCAGGACGAAGGAUAAUUGAUAUCAAUUACUUUUUGCAAGAAUUUCAAGAGAAAGCACGCCACAAUAACUUAUUUAAUUGUCAAUCAAGUAAUUUGCGCUUAGUUGGUGAAAGAAGAAAUGGACUUAUAUCGACCUUUAAAUUUGAGUGCAAUAUGUGUAAAGAAGUCUGUUUAAUUCCAUCCGAAAACACAAAAGAUACUGAGCAGGUGAAUGCUAAUAUAGCUGCUACCACCGGAGUUGUAGCCUCUGUAGAUGAAAAAUUACUAGGUCUGUUGGAAUACUGUUCAACUUGGACUGUGGCGCACGAAGCGUCGCUUCAACCGACUCGAUCUUUGCGGCGACAGUACGUAAAUACCUAUUGCGCUCGGGACACCUGGCCUUAA